UUCACUGUUUUUUUCUUUUUGGUCACAAAGUAGAAGUAGUGCAAUUGUUUUCUGUGAAGGGGAAGAACAAAGAGAGAGGGAGAGAGACCCUACCCACUUUGAUUGAUCCUCAACCUGGCAUCAUCAUCCAUUUGCACGAAGAUCGCAACCACACUCGACACAUCAAUCUCUCCGUAAGAGCUUCACUGUUCAGUCAUCAAUUCUUGUGUUUAAGGUCUCGGGUGCGGUUGCAUCAUAAUCCUCUAAAUUGCGGACAAAUGGUGCUGAUGCAGCUGCAAUUGCGGCCACGAUGCUGUUGCCGGGACUAGUAUUAUGGUGGCUACAAUUGUUGUUGCAGCUUACUAUUUAAAACUAUGGGUGGUAAUUUUGCUUUAGUAUGAUGGCAAGUUUUGUGCUAUCCGUUGCUGUAGUCAGGCUUGUUCUAAAACACAGGACACGGUCUCAUUGUUUCAUUUCCAAGUUUAUAUUCACAUAUUCUGAUGUUUGAAGAAAGGAGCUUGCUAUUAACUAGUUCAAAUACAAAUUUAGGAUGAAUAGUCCAACUAGUGUAAACAUUAUGGAGGAUAUUCAAUUGGAGAUCAAUUGGGACGAUGUUGCUUGUCCCAUAUGCUUGGAUUUUCCUCAUAACAGUGUGCUUCUUCAGUGUUCAUCUUGUGAUAAGGGUUGCCGUGCUUUUGUUUGUGACACAAAUCAAUUGCACUCAAAUUGUUUGGAUCGUUUUAAAAGUGCAAGUGGUAUGCCAUCAUCUUCGGUGUCUAAUGCAACUUCUGUUGGAAAUAUUGAACCUGUAGUAUCAGAGGGUAAAUGCGAUCUGACUUGCCCUUUAUGUAGAGGUGAGGUUUCUGGGUGGGUUGUUGUGGAUAAAGUUCGCAAGUAUCUUGAUGAGAAGAAGCGUUGUUGCGAUGAAGUGCGAUGUACGUUCAUGGGAAGUUACUUGGAGCUGCAAAAUCAUGCUCAACUUGAACACCCUAAUGCACGUCCAUCAAAAAUUGAUCCUGCCAGGCAGCUUGAUUGGGAGAAUUUUCAGCAAUCCUCCGAGAUCAUAGAUGUUUUAAGCACUAUUCAUUCAGAAAUCCCACGGGGAAUGGUUUUAGGAGAUUAUGUGAUUGAAUAUGGGGAUGAUGAUGCUAGGGAUGAGUUUGAUGACUUUCCUGGAGAUGAGGGCAACUGGUGGACCUCUUGUAUUUUGUAUCAGGUCUUCGACAACUUCAGAAGUUCUAGAAACAGAAGAAGGGCAAGAAAUGGUGAUACAAGAAGAGGCAAUCGUCGUUUGAGUUAUGAUACUUCAAAUUCUGAUGAAGGUUCUGUAGCGUCUGUGGAGAAUGCGGAUUAUAGGGUAGAUGAGACUGACGAUGAUUUUGUUAGCACAAGUAGCUCUUCAAGGGGUAGCAGUGGUUAUCGCAGAUACCGGAGACGCCAGUCCCGCUUUUAUGACAAUUAGGCAAUAUAUGAAAUGAAUGCACGAGGAACGCAAGGUAUGAGACAUGCGAAAAACAGUGGACAGCUUGUAUUCACCAUGCAAGUAUUACAUUUAAAUCAUCAGUUAUUUUGGCAAUGAGAUGUGCUGUUUGGGAGACUUUUGAAAUUCUUACUUAGUUUCUAUAAUGCCUAACUUCAAUCAAAUUUGCUUACCGAAUCUAAGCGAAGAAAGUAUGCUUGCCAUUAGAAGCUUGUUGAUGUCCUUAUGGGCAGUUAUAGUGAUUCUACUAGCAUUCUGCUGUUUAAUUAUGCCGUAAUAAAAAAAUUAAAAUCUUAUUUUCCUUGUACAUAUUAGCUAAUUGAUUGUGAUAUGUUAGCAUACCUUCAAGGCAUGUUUCUAUAUUCUUACAUUUGUAAGUGUAACUAUGUAGAUUUUACUAGUGGCUUUUGUUUGGAUUGAA
This is a messenger RNA of Lotus japonicus, 1880 nucleotides long. RefSeq lists its product as uncharacterized. The transcript is spliced from 5 exons. The record is from RefSeq and is a predicted model, not a curated record. The coding region runs from base 530 to 1441 and encodes 303 amino acids. NCBI's taxonomy places the organism in Eukaryota, Viridiplantae, Streptophyta, Magnoliopsida, Fabales, Fabaceae.